GUAUCUGCUUGAUAAAAGAACAAUCUAUCGUGGGAUGGUGAUAAUUUAUUCUUUAAAUAUUAAAGAUUCCAAAAUUAAAUUCUGCUUAUUUUACAGUUUUCAUCAUGACUAGAAUAAUGUUCAUAGUUCUGCUUGCUGUGUUCGGAUGCGUAUUUGCUUCUCCACUAUGUACCAAUGAAGAAGCUAAUAAAUGUAUUCCAGAAGGAGGAAGUUUUGAUUUUGUGUAUAUAGGACAACCAUUCGCUGAUGAAGACCAACUAACGGAGAUGUGUCAUAAAGUUCCUCAACAAUUACAGUGUGGAAUUGAUUUUAUUAACCGAUGUCCCAACACUCCCUAUGUGCAUUUCAAGUCAGGCCUGAUUAGUCAUAAAAACAUUUAUGCUGCAUUGUGCGACAGAUCAAAUCAAUUUAGAGCAAAGUACUUGAAACAUAUUUCUUGCAUAAAUGAGAAAAUUGUGAAGAUGGAUAAAAAAUGCAUGGAGCACAUCAAUUUCUACAUGAACAAUUUUAAAUGCACAACAGCUAUCAGUAAUUACAAGACAUGCGUAGAAGAAGUUGUGCAGAACGAAUGUGGCGAACAGGCUGUGGAAGAAGUCUUCAGAACUCUUUAUUCUGCGAGGACCGACAUCAAUCUGGUACUUUGCAAACAAACAUACAAACAAUUAAAGGAUUUUGGUCUCGUUUCUUAUUAGAAAACUGUAUUGUUCUUGUAAAGUUGUCUAUUUGUUCAUUUUCAAAACUUGUUGAAUAAAAGAUUCUUGACAUGUUUUGAUAGAA
Uloborus diversus is the source of this 777-nucleotide messenger RNA. RefSeq lists its product as uncharacterized. NCBI's taxonomy places the organism in Eukaryota, Metazoa, Arthropoda, Arachnida, Araneae, Uloboridae. Bases 105 to 692 code for a protein of 195 amino acids. The record is from RefSeq and is a predicted model, not a curated record. The transcript has 5 exons.